GCUGGGGGCUGGGGGGAGGGCUGAGGUGUUCCUCCCCCUGUUUCAGCCCCCCCGGGCCCUGUGAGACGGGGAGCUGCUGCCCGGGGUUAGGCCCAAGGUCCCCUGUCAGGCCCAGGACCGCCCUUCCCCUCGCCCUGCCCUUCCCUCCCGCUCCUCAGCCCUUGCUCAGGCCUUUUGGGCCGUCUGGCCGUCCGUCUGUCCAUCCAUCCGGCCGUCUGGCCGUCCGUCUGGCCCUCUGCCCCUCCGUCCCACUGCCCUGCCCUGUCCCUGCCGUCUCCCUAGGGAAGCAAAGAGUCCCUGGGCUGCCUUCAGGGGGGAGGUUCUGCUGAGGAAAUUAAAGCUUCCCCCUUAACGGGCGCCUUGCGAGUUCUUUUGAGUUCCAACCUUCUGCCUUCCUUUUGUAGCAGUGCCUCUAAGGGGUGCGCUGUAAGGUAGCCGUCAUCUGGCGCGCUGCUCCUCCGUUUCCCAAAGGAACUGCCUUCAGGAUCUGACUAACUCUGGAUGCACCCGGUUGUCACCUUAAUUUCUCCUUUAGUUUGCUGAAAACAACCCGCUUGGGUGACCUUGGUGUUUGUUUCUUAAAACUUGGCUCGAGGUGAUGCUGAUGUUCACGAUGAAAGUGCAGAAGGGAUGCUUACUGUUGCCCGGGUCAGUACUGUUGCCAGGAUGGGAAUGUUUAGCCUACCGGCCCUCUGGUGCUGUUAGGCUGCACUCGGAGUGUGAGCUCUGGGCCUUAUUUCGAAACUACGGCGUUACUUGAGUGUACAAAGCCGAGAUAUUCUGCGGAUAGGUGAUUCUCAAACCACGUCAGGACCACCGCUGUGGCGUGUGCUGGAGUCGGACGCGCGUUUGACUGAUCAGGCGGAGCAGGCGAAUUGAAUUUGUUGCUGGAUGGCGAGGUCUUCUGGGGGAAGAGCUAGUCUAAGGAAAACUUCCUCUUACUGCCCCUUCCCAUCUCCAAUGGCCACUGCCUGAGGAAAUUGGUUCUUUAUGAGAUUAACUACAACGUUACAGUGAGGACGAGGAAUCAUCAUUUCUCCCAUAGUUAUUUGCUGCCAGGCCGCAGCGUUGAUUUCAGAGAUUUUUUUUUUUUAAAAAAAAAAAAAAAGGAAAAAGAAAGGAAGUAUGUAUUCUUUCACAUACUCUCUUUUCCCUGAGAGUAAAUGUUGUAGCUUCAGCAGAACCCUUCUUCUGGAAACAAUUCCCAGUGCCUGCUCAGACACUGGGGAGGAAAAUGACAGAGAGAACAGUGGAGGAGAGCCACCCGACAUAAAUAAAGGAAAAAAGGGGUUAUGGAUUAAGGGAAAGCCACUACAUAAAAAAAAUUGGUGCUCUCUAAAAAUCGGUUAAGGGUUUGGGACCUGCAGGUGCUGCCUACAUGUGCGUGUGUUGCAGUCGUGCCUGUUGCCACUGCGCAAAGUGGAGGGAGCUUCUUUGUCGAAUGCAGCAUGUUAAAGCAUGCGCCAUUGAUGGAAGAAAAGCACGGCCUUCCCUCGUGUGGGACUUCUUCCCUAUUGAUCUGUGGUUUACCUGAAGGGUUACCAGAACCUGCAUAUGUUUCAAAAAAAAACAAAAGAAACAGAAAACAAAAAGCAACACCAACACUAAAGAGUGGCAAGGCAGAUGCUCAUGUGGGGACUCUGACUCAUGGGUGACAUCACCAAGCAAAGCACUGGGAGCGCUUCGGGCCGGGGCUGCUGCGGCGAGCCUCGCAGGCGGGAGGGAGAGCGGGUACGGUUCGCCUCUGGCGGGUCCGUGUCAGCCCUCUGCCCUGGUGGCUUCGUUAGCAGUGAGAGUUUGACUGCUGUGUUCCCAGCUUUGGCUUCUGCACCGAGCGUGUGGCAGAGCCCGCAAGCUGCUUGCUCAGCUGGAAGAGGAAGAGGAGUGACCUCAACUGUGCCGAGGUAAAGCAGAACUGUUGAAAAGAUUUGUCAAAGCUGCGGGUUGUGCCAGCGCAGCCGCUGCAGCUGCAGCAGGUCCUGGAGCAUUGGAGAAGACAGAGAGGGCUUUCUUCGUGAAAAGAAUGCUGUAAAAGUGUUUUCAUGCCAGAAAUUAGGACGAACGCCUCUGUUGUUUGGACAUCCUCUGUUGACCUGGCACACUGGCAUUACAGCACACCUGGCACACUCUUUGUAUUGUUUGUAGAAAAAAAAGAAGUGUUUUAGUGAGGGCAGGCCAAAAACCUGCCUUGGCACUUCCACAUCGCAGCAGUGCUUGCAGAGCGUGCAUCCUGGAUGCCAGGCCAGGAUCUAAAUGCGAUGGUGCUGUUGGGAACGUGAAGUUCAGGAAGCACUUCUGGGUUUUUCUGCUCUUCCGUGUGACUUUUUGCCCUGUGAAGGUGGUGUACUGAGCUCUUUCCUUCCCAACAAACAGGUUUCAAAGCAGUUACAGUUUAACAUCUACAUGCUUGGGUGUUAUUAACACAGCAUUGCAUCCUGAGCUGGGGCUUGGUAGGAGAAAACAGAAAUCUUACCUGGGAAACUGGGACACUCUCAACUACGUACUGCUACGAAGAAACUCAGCUGUACGAGUGCACUUAAAUAACACAUCACCAGAGCUACUGUGACCAUUGAAGGCACCUUCUCCCAACACUGUCUUAUUGGAAGUUGAUACGGACUGGCAGCAUGCAGUUGGUUCCCAUCCAUAACGUGUGACUGUACAGUGCUGUAUAAGAAGUUUUUUUCACCGCUUUGGAGAAGGUGAAGAAAAACACACGCACCCAUUGAUACGUGGACCCUGAACCUGCCCCAGGCUAAUUAACAGGGAUGCCCAUUGGAUAUCUGCUGGUACGCUGCUGCCCUCUGACUGCUCCAGCAGAAGUCCAAUUUUAAGUAACCAGCAGGUCCCUCUGAGUGGCUUUGCUAAAACUCCUGCAGUAGGAAGUAUCCUACGAGAGCCAAGUCACUAAACUGAUGUGUGGUUUUCCCUUAAUCCCCUCACCCCUGACUUUCUAGCUCCUGACGACACUGCCAACGUGUGCAGUGCUAGGUGCCAGCUGCCAUGGCUUAUAUAUAUUGUAAAAUUAGGGAUCUGGGACUUGUUCUCAGUGCUCACAGGUUAGCAGUUGCUUAAGAGCUUUACUUUCUCGUUCUGCUAAUGCACAUUAAAUUCUUCAGGAACUGCAGCACAAGAACCGUCUUGCACAGGAUCUCUGGAAGCAGGAAAUAGCCGCUCUGUGGAGCUCUCUCUUCCUUUUAUAUGUUAAGGGCUCUUUAGAACAGCAGCAGAUGGAGCAGCUCUUCCUGGGAGGGAGAACGGGGCUAUCGGCAGCUCGUUCCAGUGGUCCCAGAUGUCUCGUGGUUGUGACAUUCGUGGCUGGGGGAGGCUGCUCAGUCGAGGCAUUGGUCACCUCCCGGCUUUGCAGAACACAGACUUUCAGGGUAAAGGUGUCGCUGUCGCUCUGGGACUGGGAGAUGGGCGAAACAUCUUAGGCUUGGAAGUGAUUCUCUGCAGAGCGGCGUGCUCAGAUGUGAGCACAUCGUCUUGGCCGCCUUAUUAGAUCCCUGCUUGAGAGGUUGCUUUGAAGAAUUGCUUCCUCUUCAUAUCGCUGUGUCAAGCUAAAGACAAAUCUGUGCUGAAGCACUGUCUGACCAGAGGAGUGCCUCAGUUCAGGAUUGUUCUUUGACAGCUACAGAAACACCAGGACAACCUGCGCUUUCAGGAGCAGAUUGAUUUGAUCUUGAGAUUGUCACAGUCCAGGUCCCUGAAGUGGCACGUCUUCCAAUAGAGUCGCUUGGGCCAGCAAGGAGCAGCUGUACCUCGCGGCUGUGGUAACUCGUGGCUCUGAGUCUCAGAGAUCACGGUGAAAGGUGACCCCCAGCUCGCUGGUGGAGGAGGCUGAGGCAGCGUUCAGCUUUAACCUUUGCCUUCUUGGCUGGCAUCUUUGCUGUCUUGCUGUCAGUGGGUAUCGAGUGUCCUUCCGUCCAGCCUCAGAAUGCGCUCUCAGGGCAGAUGGAGGCAGCAUUUAACAGCUAGAAUUCACUCCUAUAUAAAGAGCACAAACCGUGUAUUUUCUGCUUUUGCUUUGGAAUUCUUAGCUUUAGGUUUUCCUGCAGGUGCUGAGGUUUCUCACGGCAGCAAGGAUGAGCUGUGUUAGCAGGAGGCUGUUCUGUGCUUCGACCAUGGGAGGAUGAAUGGUUUACCUGUGCACCGUUCAAGUGUGAUUUGACACCUAGCACACAACACUUUCAGCCUGCGGGGUGCUUUAACAAGCAGGGAAAUCAGCGGAGACUGUUUUGCAGCCAGGGUGAUGCUGGGUGAUUAAAAAGCAGGGUCAGAACAAGGAGUUUAUGGUGUUCUUUCUUGCUUGUCAUCAGACUGUCCGCUUACUGCUGUUCUUAAAAAAAAAAAAAAAAAAAAAAAAAAACGGGGUAAGCAUCUUUAAUAUCUUUAUUAUAAACGGAAGGCACAAAACAGGCCAGCAACAGAGACUUUCUCUUGAAAAAUACUUUGUGCCUUAUAAACAAACAAGAAAGUACCCUUAGGUAGGUGUGAUAAUCCUUCUCUAAUGCAUUUUUUGGAGUGCAAAAAUGUUUUGUUCCCUUCUUGCUCUUCUCUCCAGGACAAAGGCAGAAUAGCCAACUGGAAAGUUAGAGCAGGGAGGUCAGUUUGUUCCAUACUGAGGAAGACAAGCCUGUAAAACAAACUAGACAGAUUUUCUUGGUACUAGUUAUCUUCCUUCAGCAAAGGCAAAAUUUAUGACACUUGUUGGCGUGUACUUCCAGACCCCCAGCUACCGUGACUGUAGUGCAUCUGUAAUUCUUUUGUACAAAAAGAGUUCAAAAUCUCGUAAUGCAGAAACUUUCCUAGCACCCUGGAGAAAAAAGAAAUCUAAAAAUCUUACCAACUUCUAUUACAGACCUGCUGAGUGCACCAGAGUUACUCAUUUUUAUUCAGGCUUUCAGGGGCUAGUUCAGUUGGUUUCUGUUCAGCACUUGGAUUGCCGUGUUAGCAGAUGUCAGUUUAAAAAAAAAAAAAAAGGCUUUUGAGAUCUUUUUUCAAAUGAGACUGCUUUUUAUGGCAUUUAGGGCUGAGAGGUAUCCUUGGUUCUUGCUUUCUUCCCAUUCCUUAGACCAGAUCCAUUCAUAUCCUGAACAGCGUUCUGGGUCUGUUCAGGAAAGUGGAAGGCAACAAGCAGGAUGGUGAGCUCCGUGGGCAUUUGAAAGAGCUAAAUCUGGAAAAUGUUUCGGGUCAGGCUUCCAUGCUCAGGAGCACCAGUAAUUUUUAGAAGUAGAUGCAGAGGAACGUGCAUGGCACUGAGUGUGUUUCUGAAGGUGCUGAAGGUCAGAAGUGACGAUUCCUAUCAAUACUAAAGAAGAGAAGGAAACCUUGCACUUAACUACUGUUUUUAUUCCCUUUGUCAAGCAGUCAAAACCAAUAACUAAUAUGAGAACCCAACUUUUCCUCUCUUUAUUUUAGAUUUGGGAAAAUUCCCUGCCAAAAAAAUAUUUCCUGGACAAUUCACUAGUGUUUGUGUGAGUAAAAGGUUCCAACCUUUUAUUAUUAAUUUGUAAGAACUAUUUCAUCCACUUUUGUCCAGAAGAGUCCGAAAUAAUUUGCACAGAAAUGUGCAGCAUUUUAAUGAAAGGAUUCAGAAUCACUCUAAUUUGAACUUUAUCUGGUCUGGUUGCAGGUUUUAUGACAUCUAGUGUCUUAAAAAAAAUAAUCAAAAUAUCUGACUUCACAUCAGGAAAAAAAAAACUGCUUGUGGCUAAAUAAAAUCUGUUGCAGCUCUGGUCAUUGAAAAAUCAUUGGCUGUUAAAUUGGACCUAAGUCAUCGUUUCUAACCUUUCAUGAUCCUGCAGCAAUGGAUGAUGAUGGAUAUAUGGAUUAGGGAACAGCACGUGAUGGCAAACCUGUGGUAUUUGCUACAGCGCAGAAAGAAAACAAAUUGCUUCCAAAACAUCAAACUAAUUCAAAGUUCUUGGUAUCAUGCAGCCAUGCCACUGGCAAAGUGAGCAUUCCCCUGCCUCUCCAAGCUUGCUGUCUCCUUGAUCUGCUGUCUUCCUGCUGUUAAUUGAUUGCAACUCUACGUGUCUGAUCAGGGCUACGAGUCGUUCUCGAUACGGAUAUCAUACAACAUAUCCUGUGCACGCUUGUGUGUAUAGAUAUGUUUAUCCUGUAUGCAUGUACAUAUGUAUGCAUAUUUGUGUGCUGGCCCCCAGAUCACUCAUGUUAUAAAGCAUUGGCCUCGAAGGCAUACUCAUCAAAAUAUUUUGUAGAGCCUCCAUUUUUUUCUAGUUCCCUCCAAAUGAGAGAGUUUUUACGCGCUCUCUGUGUCCAAAAGGCAAAACUUCUGAUUUCCACUGUCGCUCUCGCUAACUUUCUAUCACUCGCUCCUCGUGUGUGUAUAAACACAUAUGUGUGUAUGCCUAUGCACAUUUGUGUAUUUAUAUGCACUGGUGUGUUUUUUGCUGUACAGGUAAUAAAGACGGGGAAAGGUUUUUGUGUUUUCUUAAUAGGUGAAGAAAUCUUGAAGACCAGAGAUUGGAACAUACUGAAUUUUAAAUUAAAAAAAAAAAAAAAAAAGUUAAAUUGUCCGGCUGUGGAAGAUGGAUCCUCAUUUUUGCAGCCACUUUGAAUCACGAGUUCAUCUCUAAAUGCACUGGGUUUUUUUGUUUUUGUUUUGUUUUGUGGUUUUUUUUUUUUGGUUUUUAUUUUUUGAAGAGCUAACUAACCCUGGCUGUCUCCAGUCUGAGAGAGUAUUCAAAUGGACUUGCUUCCUCCAUUAGUUAUAAGCUGUUUAAAAGCACAUCCUAUGUUUGAAUUGUGGAUGAGAGGUUCCCUUGGCAAAGUGAGGAGGAAAAUUCUUCCUACCCCUUUAUUAUUAAUUCACGGAUUCAGUGUUGGUUCGGCCUACAGGAGAAGUUAACUGGAAGUCUUUGAAGAUCGAUAACUUUGCUGAGGUUGUCCAGGGUUACUUUUAAAAAGAAGAUUUCACUGAUCACAAGCCAGUAGAAGACUUUCAGCCCAAGCAAGGGUGAAGACAGCUCUCUCCAAGAGCAGAGGAAGUCCCUGUGGAGAGAACCCGAGCUUGUUUUCAGAACUUGUCGGCAUGUCUAAGCAAGGAGACGAUUGCUACUUCUAUUUCUAUUCUACCUGUACCAAGGGAGACAACUGUUCCUUCCGCCACUGCGAAGCUGCUCUGGGGAACGAGACGGUCUGCAAGCUGUGGCAGGAGGGUCGUUGUUUCAGGAAUGUCUGCCGAUUCAGACACAUGGAAAUUGAUAAAAAGCGCAGUGAGAUUCCCUGCUACUGGGAGAACCAGCCAGUAGGCUGUCAGAAAGCCAACUGUGCUUUUCAUCACACCAAGGGACGUUACAUCGAUGGAGUCUUCUUACCGCCAAGCAAGACUACGCUGCCGAGUCCGCCUGAGUCCGCGGACGAUGAUUUGAAAGUGGCUCAGAUGUCACUGCAGCAAAACAAACUUUCUGUCCAGUCCAAUCCCUCUCCACAGCUAAGGGGGGUGAUGAAAGUGGAAAACUCUGAAAAUGUCCCAAGCCCUACACACCCUCCAGUUGUAAUCAAUGCUGCAGAUGAUGAUGAAGAUGAUGAUGACCAGCUUUCUGAGGAAGGAGAAGAAACUAAAACUCCCGUCCAGCAACCAGCUGAGGAAGGCCAAAAUGGAUUACGGAUGAUUUCCACUCGGAAAGCCGGUGCUACUACUGCUAAACAAGAGGACGGUCUGAAUUUUGGAAUAAAAACACUUGAAGAAAUCAAAUCUCAGAAAAUGAAGGAAAAAACUAAGAGACACGGUGAAGGUCCUUCAAGAUCUUCUCUUCCUCCCGUCGAUUCUAUGAUUCUUCCUGCUCCGGAAAAGGAAAAUGUCCGGACAGUGGUGAGAACUGUGACACUGUCUACAGAGGAAGGGGAGGAACCUGUGAUUCGACUAGAUCUUGCUGAGAAACAAGGAAAACGGAAAGCCUCCGUGGCUGAUGUAAGCGCCCUUCCAGUGAAGCGCAGCCUUGCUGAAAGGCUGGGGAAGAAGGUGGAGGUUCCGGGAAAUGCUGACAAAGCACCGAAGAGAGGGAAGGCUGCUAAGCCAAAGGGAGAGAUCCACGUGAAAACACUGGAGGAAAUCCGUAGUGAGAGAGCUCUUCAGAGACGAGAAACUCAAGCCAAAGCCCAGGCUGAAUGGCAUGGUAAAACCGAAGAUCCCAGUGCAGGGGCAAGACCCGCUCCUGCAGGUCGCAUCAAAACUUUCUCUGAAGCCUUGGCUGAAAAAAAGAAUAAUCGCUUGGUAGAAGAGAAGAAAAAAGCAGGAGAAUUCCAUACCAAGAUAAAAAUUCAGGGUGAGCCCAAGAAGCAGUGUGUGCUCACUCUGUCCGGGCCCAGCAAAGUGCAGUCGAAGGAGCUGGCAGGUAAAGUCAAGGCAGAAGGAGAAGUGCGUGUUAAAACCUUGGAAGAAAUAAAGCGCGAGAAAGCUCUGCGGAUGCAGCAGAGUGGAGGAAAUGUGCCAGCUCCCCCAGCACAACCUGGACCUGCCCCAGCAGGGCAGAAAUCGUUACGGAACACAAAGCUAACAGCACCUGAAAAAGAAGAAAGGAAGACAGUGGAAUUGAACCGGCCUUUUCCUAAAAUUUACUCUGUACCUGAUGUACAGCCCGCUCAGCAGAGUGCAACUCGUACUAAAUUUCAAGUGAAGAGCAUCGACGAGAGACUGUGGGAGAAGUGGCAACUGAGAGAACAACAAGAGAAGCUUCGGAAGGAGGCAGCUGCCGUCCCAUCUACUGCUGGCUUCUUUGCUACUGUACCACUAGGGAAAGAGGCAGCUCAAUUUCAGGAACAGGAAGCGAAAACCAACUUUAACAUGUUUGCGAAGCCUUGGGAUGGGAAAGUCGCUUCCCCCAAGAAGAAGGCACUGAAACGUAAGGCACCUGGGAGUUUUCCCUCUGCUGUAGCAGCCGUGAAACCCCGGACUGCCUUUGAUGCUGACACAAUGGGACCUCCAGCCAAAAAAGCAGCUAUGGCUGUUCCAGCCAUGCUGGAGCACGUCCCAGCCACCAGACUUGAAGAAAAUCCCCGAAACAGACCUGAAGCACAUCUUGGAAGCCAGGCAGAAUCUGCGGAGCCGAGGGAGUUCUCAAGCUCGACUUCAGCUUCUUCCCAGCUAGAAGAAGCAAGGACACGCCGGCUGAGUUCCACAGGCAACGCGCCCUUAUCUGUAGACGAGGAUUUUGAGAUGCUCCUUUGGGAAAUCUCAGGCGGCAGACUGGAAGCCGAACUUGACUUGGACCCAGGGAAGGAUGAGGAUGACCUCCUCCUUGAACUUUCCAAGAUGAUUGACGAUUGAACUGCAGAGUCCUAGGGUAUAUUUAAAAAAAAAAAAAAAAUUAAAACUCUUCUUCUUGUUGGAUACCCCGAGGUGAUCCUUUUUCUAACUGAGGCUUUGCAAUGAGACUUAAAGCACAGUUUGAACUGGUAGAAAUUGGCAGGAGCUGCACUCAGUUGUCCUAAGUCUCCCUGCUGGUCAGAGUUAAGGUCUUGUGCAUCCGUUCUGUAACUAUAGGUGGCUACCUUGGAUAUCAAGAGGACAAAGCACUUGUUUCUUUUGGCACAGAAAGAUGUGCAUCGGCACGCUGUGGUGGCUGUGAAUUGACGUACUGACGGAGCGAUGCUCUGAAGGCUUAAACCUAAAGCUUCUUCCUUCCUCCCCCCUUGGCACAACUCGAUGUUGGGCACAUUGUGAAGCUUCGGCGUUCUGAUUUCUCGGCCAGUUGAUACCCAAAUCCCGGAGUUACUGCGUCAACUCUUGGCUUUUAUUUGUGUAUGCCAUUGUUUUGACUGUAAUCUUUUCAGGUGAUGAAGCUGUGGGGGCGGGAGGGAGCAGAAUAAUUAUUCUAGCGUUGUGGACCAAACAUGCUGCCAGGAGGGGGGGGGGGGGUGUCAGCCCACCCAGCCUUACUUUCAAUGAUCAGGGAUGAUAAAAUGGUGUGAAAAGCAGCAGCUCUGCGAUACGGCUACGCUACCCCCACUCCCUUCUCUUGUGCUGUACCAAAGUUCCCCCAAGCUUUGGUUGGUGCUUUUGGCUGGUGACAGUAGGACUCCGGGGCGAGUAGUCGGGACUCUUCUGCGGUAACUGGGUCAACUGAGGGUUGGUUUAAGUGCCUCGUGGUUUUUAAAAUUGCUCCCCUGAGCUGCUGGCUCUGCUGCCUGCUCCAGCAAAUGUUCGGGUGCCAUCAGCGUCGCACUUGGGCGUGGGCACUGACCCUGCGGAGGAGAGCUGAGACUCGGGUGUAUUGCGUACCCUGCCACCAGUGAUCGUUUUCCCCUAGCAGAUCUGUUUUGAAUGAUUUUCUGAAAUUUUAGAGGAACUUUAGGCUCUUCGUGCUAUGAUUUGUGAAGCUGUAGGGGCCCUCAGGCAUUUGCUGCUGGCAGAGGAAAACCGCUUGUCGAAUUUGUUGUAAAUACUUUUGUUUGGACAACAA
This is a messenger RNA of Cygnus atratus (black swan), 10427 nucleotides long. It is a transcript of the gene ZC3H11A, whose product is annotated as zinc finger CCCH-type containing 11A. The record is from RefSeq and is a predicted model, not a curated record. Lineage: Eukaryota; Metazoa; Chordata; Aves; Anseriformes; Anatidae. The transcript is spliced from 16 exons. Gene Ontology annotation, molecular function: metal ion binding. The coding region runs from base 7055 to 9292 and encodes 745 amino acids.